AUGGAGGCUUAUGAGGAUGGUUUCAUCGAGGAGCAGGAGGAGCAAGAGGAGGAGCGCACCGAGGAGAAGAUCAUCAAUGAAGAAUACAAGACAUGGAAAAAGAAUGCUCCUUUCCUUUACGACAUGAUUCUCAGCACGGCGCUAGAGUGGCCGACUCUUACAACACAAUGGCUGCCCGACAAGCAGGACGCCUCGGACAAGCCGUAUUCUACUCAUCGUCUGCUUCUCGGUACUCACACGUCCAGCGACGCACAAAAUUAUCUUCAGAUUGCCCAAGUCCAACUUCCCAAUCCCAACGCUCCCAAUCCCGAUGAUUACGACGAAGAGCGUGGGGAAAUCGGUGGGUAUGGCGGCAGUUCCAAGAAAGCUCCGAUGGAGAUAAGCUUCAAGAUUGUGCAAAAGAUCGAUCACAAGGGCGAAGUAAACAAGGCUCGGUACCAGCCGCAGAACCCCAAUAUAAUCGCUACGAUGUGUACGGACGGGAGAGUCAUGAUCUGGGACCGCUCAAAACACCAGAGUGUCCCGACGGGGACAGUGAACCCUCAGAUGGAACUGCUCGGACAUAAACAAGAAGGAUUCGGGCUGAGCUGGAGCCCUCAUGUUGCGGGUCACCUUGCAACGGGAAGUGAGGACAAGACCGUCCGCCUCUGGGAUUUGACCACUUACACAAAGAGCAACAAAGCUCUCCAACCGGUCCGAACCUAUACUCACCAUUCAUCUAUUGUCAAUGAUGUUCAACACCAUCCCCUUCAUUCUUCUCUUAUUGGAACCGUCUCAGAUGAUAUCACUCUUCAAAUUCUCGAUACUCGAGUUGCUGACACCACUCGUGCCGCCGCAUUCGCCAAAGGUCAACACCGUGAUGCCAUUAAUGCUAUCGCUUUCAACCCGGCCGCCGAAACUGUUCUAGCUACAGGUUCUGCAGAUAAGACAAUCGGUCUUUGGGAUCUGCGUAACCUGAAGACCAAACUACACACCCUCGAAAACCACACCGACUCUGUCACAUCAAUUUCUUGGCAUCCAUUCGAAGAAGCUGUUCUGGCUAGCGCAAGCUACGAUCGCAAGAUUAUGUUCUGGGACUUGAGCCGGGCAGGCGAGGAACAAACUCCCGAAGAUGCCCAGGAUGGGCCUCCUGAGCUACUUUUCAUGCAUGGUGGUCAUACCAAUCGUAUUUCGGACUUCAGUUGGAACCUCAACGAUCCCUGGGUGCUCUGCUCUGCCGCAGAGGAUAACCUGAUGCAGGUGUGGAAGGUUGCUGAUGCAAUUGUUGGUAAGGAUAUGGAGGACGUCCCGACUGAGGAGCUGGAGCCUUAA
Messenger RNA from Aspergillus mulundensis, 1311 nucleotides. RefSeq names its product WD repeat RBAP46/RBAP48/MSI1 family protein. Gene Ontology annotation, biological process: regulation of gene expression. Gene Ontology annotation, cellular component: nucleus; Rpd3L-Expanded complex; cytoplasm. NCBI's taxonomy places the organism in Eukaryota, Fungi, Ascomycota, Eurotiomycetes, Eurotiales, Aspergillaceae. Gene Ontology annotation, molecular function: histone binding. Bases 1 to 1311 code for a protein of 436 amino acids. The record is from RefSeq and is a predicted model, not a curated record. The transcript has 6 exons.